AUGUUGCUGAAUCUACAGCGCUACCGUCCGUCCAUCGAGUUUGUGACCGGCAAAGAGAACGUGGUGGCAGAUGCAAUUUCCCGAGCGCCGUUUGAUGAACGCCAAGCUGACGACAGAUUCGACAAGCGAGACAUCUACAAGGUCUUCCGGGAGGUCGAGGAGGUGAAGCUCUCCAGUUUCCUGAAAGUCAAAGAUGAGCAGUUGAACGAGAUUAUGGAAGAAUCGGCGGCCGACGCAUCAAUGCAACUUAUUGUGAAGUACACCCUGGAGGGAUGGCCGACAUCCGUGGACAAGGUGCCGGACAGCGCUAAGAUGUUCUUCAAGUACAGGAAUGAACUCAGCACUCAGGAUGGUAUCGUGUACCGCAACGACAGGAUUGUUGUCCCUCACUCGCUUCGACGGAAGUUGACGGAAAAGGUCCAUGUCAGCCACAACGGGAUAGAAGCAACCCUCAAGCUGGCACGAGCAAACCUAUUCUGGCCCGGAAUGAGUGCUCAAAUGAAGGAAGCGGUCGCACAGUGCGGAAUUUGUGCCAAGUUCUGUCCGUCUCAGCAGCAUCCACCGAUGCAGAGCCAUCCGAUACCUGUGUACCCGUUCCAGCUCGUGUCCAUGGACGUGUUCUUCGCGGACUACCAACGGAAGAGUUGCAGAUUUCUCGUCACCGUCGACCACUUCUCAGACUUCUUUGAAGUGGAUUUGCUGAAGGAUUUGACCCCAAAGUCAACGAUUGCUGUGUGCAAAUCGAAUUUCUCGCGACACGGAAAACCGCAGCGAGUCGUAACGGACAACGGCACCAAUUUUGUCAACCGUGAAUGGCAGCAGUUCGCACGUGAGUGGAGCUUCGAGCACACGACAUCCGCACCGCAUCACCAACAAGCUAACGGGAAGGCGGAGGCAGCGGUCAAAAUUGCGAAGCGGUUGAUGAAGAAGGCGGAUGAAGCUGGAAGUGACUUUUGGUAUGCCUUACUACACUGGAGAAAUGUACCGAACAAGGUGGGCACCAGCCCCGCUGCACGCCUGUUUUCUCGUAACACACGGUGCGGCGUUCCAACCUCUGCCAACAAUCUGAAGCCAAAGUUGGUAUCGGGAGUACCGGAAGCCAUUGAAGAAAGGAGGCAGAAGGCGAAGCAGCAUUACGAUCGGAAAGCAAGAAAGUUGCCUCAGUUGGAAACAGGAUCUCCGGUGCUCGUGCAGCUGAACUCGGAGACAAACAAACGCUGGACACCGGGUACUGUAAGCAGCAAGCUGAACGAUCGGUCGUACGUCGUGGAGGCAAACGGUACGCAAUAUCGACGAGAUUUGGUGAACUUGAAACCACGUAAAGAACCUCAAACGCCAGAAGCCAUUCCUGUUCAAGCAACUGUUCCCAACGUCGAAAUGCCACCAAUCGAAAGAUCCAACAGAGAGUCGUCGUUCAGGUCAGCGCCUGCCGAAGCUUUGCCGGAUCAAGAACUGAGCAACAGUGUUCCAGAUGUAGGUGUACCAGAAGCGACCACGAAGCCGAAAGCAGGUAGAACUCCAAAAGCAGUGAAAACCCCGAAACCAUCGAGAUCACCCAGCGUUCCGGCAGCAGGAGAGAAGUUCAGCCGAACCAAGAGAGAUGUGAAACUACCAGCCCGUUUCAAAGAUUUCUAUCUUGAGUAG
Messenger RNA from Culex pipiens pallens (northern house mosquito), 1644 nucleotides. RefSeq lists its product as uncharacterized. Gene Ontology annotation, molecular function: nucleic acid binding. The record is from RefSeq and is a predicted model, not a curated record. Gene Ontology annotation, biological process: DNA integration. Bases 1 to 1644 code for a protein of 547 amino acids. NCBI's taxonomy places the organism in Eukaryota, Metazoa, Arthropoda, Insecta, Diptera, Culicidae. The transcript has a single exon.